This is a messenger RNA of Fusarium keratoplasticum, 1395 nucleotides long. Its product is annotated as putative amino acid transporter. Gene Ontology annotation, molecular function: amino acid transmembrane transporter activity. Gene Ontology annotation, cellular component: vacuolar membrane. The transcript has 4 exons. NCBI's taxonomy places the organism in Eukaryota, Fungi, Ascomycota, Sordariomycetes, Hypocreales, Nectriaceae. Gene Ontology annotation, biological process: amino acid transmembrane transport. The coding region runs from base 1 to 1395 and encodes 464 amino acids. The record is from RefSeq and is a predicted model, not a curated record.
AUGUCUAAAUCCACCGAAUCUAAGUCUGAGCCCGAUGUCAUCUCCACCCAGGCUCCACAGCCAGAAUCUGGGGAAGUGCAUGAUGCUGUGUUCGGCGCUGUCACAACGGAUGGGCCUAAUUACCGUAAUGUGGGCUGGCUCGGGACGACUGCCCUCAUGAUGAAGACCCAGAUUGGGCUCGGGGUUCUCUCUAUGCCCGCGGUCUUUGAUACCUUGGGACUCAUCCCUGGCAUUAUCCUCCUGCUGACCAUCGCCGGCAUCACCACCUGGUCUGACUGGAUGGUGGGAGUCUUCAAGCUGCGUCACCACGAUGUCUACGGCAUCGAUGAUGUGGGUAAGCUCCUAUUCGGCCGGAUUGGAUAUGAGGCAUUCGGUGCAAUGUUUGCCUUGUACCUGAUCUUUGCUUCUGGCUCAGCUCUGCUCAGCAUCUCGAUUGCUUUUAACGCCUUAUCGAACCACGGCGCUUGCACUGCUGUUUUUGUAGUGGUUGCUGCUAUCAUUACCUUCCUCUUUUCGAGUAUCCAAACCCUCGGGCGUAUCACCAUGGUCGCCUGGCUUGGUGCAGGCUCCAUUAUCACUGGUGUCUUCGUUGUCACCAUCGCUGUGGGCCUCCAAGAUCGCCCGUCUGCGGCACCGCAGGAUGAUGUAGCCUGGAAGUCUGACUAUAAGCUUAUCGGCUCCCCGACUUUUCCGGAGGCUAUCUCGGCUGUUUCGACUCUAGUUUUCACGUAUGCAGGUACUCCAGCCUUCUUUAACAUCGUGGCUGAAAUGCGUGCCCCGCAACUUUACACCCGAGCCUUGAUCGUAUGUCAAACAACCGUCACAGUUGUGUAUAUCAUUUGCGCUACCAUCGUCUAUUAUUUCUGUGGAAGCUAUAUCUCCACACCUGCGCUCGGCUCUGCUGGCCCUUUGAUCAAAAAGGUCGCCUACGGCAUUGCCUUGCCCGGGUUGUGUGCUUCUGCGAUUCUUCUUUCUCAUAUUCCUUCCAAGCAUAUUUUCGUCCGCAUCCUGCGAGGAUCCAAGCAUCUGAGCUCCAACACUAUUACCCAUUGGGUAGUAUGGAUUGGAUCUACCUUCACGGUGUCCUUGGUCGCCUACCUCAUUGCUAGCGGAAUCCCCAUCUUUGGCGGCCUUGUUUCCCUUGUUGGUGCUCUGUUCGCCACCUUUCUAACUUUCCAGCCCAUGGGCUGUAUGUGGCUGUAUGACAACUGGAAGAGUAGCGAACGCGGUCUGAAGUGGAAAUGUGGUAUGGUCUGGAGUAUCUUUGUGAUCGUGUCGGGUACCUUCUUGAUGAUUGCGGGAACCUACGGAUCCAUCGUGGGUAUUAUUGCAUCGACUAAGGCCGAUGCGGGAUCCAGGCCGUGGUCGUGUGCCGACAACUCGAACUCUUCCUAG